Messenger RNA from Sardina pilchardus (European sardine), 3320 nucleotides. RefSeq names its product nucleotidyltransferase MB21D2. The record is from RefSeq and is a predicted model, not a curated record. NCBI's taxonomy places the organism in Eukaryota, Metazoa, Chordata, Actinopteri, Clupeiformes, Clupeidae. The transcript is spliced from 2 exons. Bases 84 to 1601 code for a protein of 505 amino acids.
GCUUCCGCCCAACGCACGGCAACCUGGGGGUAGGGAGUACGUAGAACGUUGGCGUUUACAACAUUCUGUUAUUCCUGGCGAACAUGGCGGCACCUGCGCUCUCCAGCCGGGCUGGGUCCGUGAGUAGCCUGGGGAACAGCCCCACUGCGACUCCCGGUUCUACAAACAUGAAUAAAAUUAUCCCUGGAUACCCAGAGCUCGACUUCAGAUCGGGGGCGAGAACUGAAGAACUGAAUCGGUUGAUCCAUGAAUUUAGUAAACAUGACCAGAGGGAAUAUGACGACCAGAGAGCACUGGAGAUCCACACGGCCAAGGACUUCAUUUUCUCCAUGCUCGGUAUGGUGCAGAAACUCGACCAGAAGCUACCCGUCGCUAACGAGUACCUGCUGUUGUCGGGCGGCGUGCGGGAGGGCGUGGUGGACAUGGACCUGGACGAGCUGAGCGUGUACGCGCGCGGCACCGACUACGACAUGGACUUCACGCUGCUGGUGCCGGCGCUGAAGCUGCACGACCGCAACCAGCCGGUCACGCUGGACAUGCGCCACUCGGCGCUGUGCCACUCGUGGCUGAGCCUGCGGCUGUUCGACGAGGGCACCAUCAACAAGUGGAAGGACUGCUGCACGGUGGUGGACCACCUGAGCGGCGCCACCAACUACUUCUUCUCGCCCACGCUGGUGGCCGACUGGUUCCAUGAGUCGGUCAGCGUGGUGCUGGCCGAGAUCCAGAAGAAGCCGCAGCGCGGCAUGCCGCGCGUGGAGAAGGUGGAGAAGAACGGCACGGUCAUCUCCGUCAUCCUGGGCGUGGGCAGCAGCCGCAUGCUCUACGACAUCGUGCCCGUCGUCUCGUUCAAGGGCUGGCCGGCCGUGGCCCAGAGCUGGCUGAUGGAGAACCACUUCUGGGACGGCAAGAUCACCGAGGAGGAGGUGAUCAGCGGCUUCUACCUGGUGCCCUCCUGCUCGGCCAAGGGCUGCCGGGAGAACGAGUGGCGCCUGUCGUUCGCCCGCAGCGAGGUCCAGCUGAAGAAGUGCAUCUCCGGCAGCCUCAUGCAGGCCUAUCAAGCCUGCAAGGCCCUCAUCAUCAAGCUGCUGUCGCGCCCCAAGGCCGUCAGCCCGUACCACCUCCGCAGCCUCAUGCUGUGGUCCUGCGACCGGCUGCCCUCGGCCUACCUGGGCCAGGAGGACUUUGCCGCCCACUUCCUGCUGGGCCUCAUCGACGACCUGCAGCACUGCCUGGUCAACAAGAUGUGCCCCAACUACUUCAUCCCGCAGUGCAACAUGCUGGAGCACCUGUCGGACGACACGGCCAUGCUGCACGCGCGCAAGCUCUCGUCGGUGCGCUCGGACCCGGUCGAGCACCUGCGCACGGCCAUCGAGCACGCCAAGGCGGCCAACCGGCUGACGCUGGAGCUGCAGUGGCGCGGCGGCACGUCGGGGCUGCCGUCGCCGCAGUCGGACGCCAGCGGCGAGCAGCAGCCGGACGACCGGCUGGCCAAGAAGCUGCAGCAGCUGGUGACGGAGAACCCCGGCAAGUCCAUCUCGGUCUUCAUCAACCCGGACGACGUCACUCGGCCCCACUUCCGCAUCGACGACAAAUUCUUCUGAGGGGAAAUUUGGGGGAUCGCAUGCUUGCUCUCGCCCUCUCUCCCUCUCUCUUGCGCUCUCGCUCUUUCUCUCUCUCUCUCUCUUUCUUUCUUUCUUUCUUUCUUCCUCCCUUUCUCUCUCUUUCGGAUGCACGCUCACACACUCACACGAAAAGCAAAAGUUUUGUAUCUUCCUUCCUGUAACAGAGUUGAUUAGAUGAAGAGGCCUGUACUAGAAGGGAAAAUGUGUUAAAUUUGCCCCCCCCCCUCCAUGCUGUUCUGGGACUGAGAAUACAUUUGAGAUCCCUGACCUCUGAGAGAGAGCGAGAGGGAGAUAGAGCGAAAGAGCGAGAGAGAGAGAGACAGAGGUAAGGGAAGAUUGUCCUGAUUUUUCAAGAGGUAGCAGUUUUUUUUUAUUAUUUGGUGCUUUGACUAUGUGGGAUAAAUGUAAAUGAAAGAGGACUCUUGUGGAUUGUGGUUUUAUGUUUUUUUGCACAGUUGAGGUCUAAGCGAAGGUCUAAGAGCAGGUCUUGGCCUAGGCGCCAUUUUUAUUUUAUUUUUGUGCUCCAUUUAAUUAUUCAGCAAUCACCGACAAUUAGAGAUCAUGUGUCACGAGUUUAGAGCUGUUAAAGAAAUGUAAGCUUCAUCGUAUAUUCACAUUAAGGCUAGCUAAAGCUCAUCUGUAUAGUCAUUUGUCAUAGAUUUCAUGUGUGAAGUUAUCAGCUCUGCAAUUUCAAAUGGAAUAUGCCAAAACUCUGCGAGAUGGACGCUCAAAGACUCAUAUCUGCAUACUUAAGUGCAAUUAGUUUCAACACGCAUUGAGACACUGGUGCCGUUUGGAUAUGACUUUUGAUUUGCACACACAAUAUGUUCAGUACAUACACAUACACACACACACACACACACACACACACACACACACAUACGCACACACUUGCAGACAUACACGACUCACACCAACAAACUCACGUGAUCCUCAAUGCAACACAUAAUCUAUUUAAGAGCUGCACCAAUAUCAGUGGCGCAGUCAUAUCCCUUUCAACCUCCUUAUCCUAUGACUCUAUUUGUGGAACUACUACUGUUUUAGUCUUAUUUUCUGUGUUUGCUGCUAUUUUACCUUUUUUUAAACAAAAGUUUUUAUAAUUUACUCUUAUGCAAACAAUUGUUCAUUUGAAUGUGCAUUGCUACUGUGUAAAUAGUCCUGUAAAUUGUCAUAUUUUGUUCCAUAAAAUGGAUACUGCUCAUGGCGUACAAGACCCCCAUGAGGCCAUAUUAUCUUGAGUAUCAGCCAAUCAAAGGACUUUAAAAUCGGUACAAGCCAAUUGUGUCGCAUCAACCUGGAGGAGGCAGACCAAUUGGAACUGACCAAAUGCAAAACCCACCGAAAUCAGCAGGGACCAAUCACACUGCCUUACAGUAUCACCCUGGACCAAUCGUUUGUUUGAGGGUUGAUCCCGUGAGUUAAAAGAUUUAGAUUUCAGACAAGACACCAGUCAACGGUUUAAUCCGAAAGGAAUCCAUUUGGAGACUUGUAACUAUAUCACUAUGUACCAAAUCUAAUUGUGUGAGUUUUGAAAGAUGGUCUUUCAUGGCGAGAGUCGCUAAUAUAUCGAUGAGGCAUCACAGAAGAACUCGUAGAAUGUUCAGUUGCAGAGACUGCUGUCGGCUGUAAGGCAGACAAACAUGCAAAAUGAGUGUGUGAUGAAUAAAGUCAAAAGAAGACCCUGCAGCCUCCACUGAG